AUGUAUUUGAUUGUGGAUACCACAAAAAGAAAGAAAUGUUUACUGUUCGAUGAAUAUCGAUAUCUUCGUGAUCAUAUUCGUAAUACCACAACAUAUUGGCGUUGCGAAAAACUUACUGGUUGUCCUGGUCGUGCAAUACAAAGAGGUGAUGAACCACCUGUAAUUUCAUCACCACACAACCACGAUCCUAACAAAGAACAAAAUGAAAUAAUUAAAUUCAAGUCCGAUAUAAAAUUUCGUAUCCGUGAAGAACAAGUACCACUUAAACAGUUAUAUCGAUCAGAAUUAAUCAAACGGUACACAAUUAAUCCAAAUGAUGUACGUAAUUUACCACAAUUUCAUCAAAUAAAAACUAGUCUUUAUCGAGUUAAAAAUGAAAACUAUCCACCACUGCCACGAUCGAUUAAUGAGGUAUCUAUUGAAGGUAAAUGGAGAAUGUCAAUGGAUAACAAAGAUUUUAUUCUUGUAGACCAUCUUAAUCCUCGAUUUUUAACUUUUGGUACACAACAAUCAUUACAUGAUUUAUGUGCAUUAGAUCAUAUCUUUUUGGACGGAACAUUCAAGUCUUGUCCAGAUCCAUUUGCUCAGCUUUAUACAGUACAUAUUCAAUCAUCAAUUUUGAAUAAUACUGUACCAGUGUUAUAUUCCUUAUUACCAAACAAGACAAAAAAUAUGUAUAAAUUAUUCUUCAAUGAAUUAAGAACAGUUACAGUAAAACAUGAUUUAGUUCUUAAUCCAAGGUUUAUCACAGUAGAUUUUGAACAAGGUGCUAUUAGUGCGUUGAAGCAUAUUUUUCCAGGUGCAACAUUAAAAGGCUGUAACUUUCAUUACAACCAAUGCUUAUUUAAAAAGAUUCAAGAAUUAGGUUUACAAAAAGAUUAUUAUGAUUCAUCUCCUGAUGAUCCAACAAGUGUUAAAAGUUUAUUUAAGCAAACUGCUGCUUUGACAUUUAUGCCUAUGUCUGAAAUAAAUGAUUUAUGGUGUGGAAUAAUGGACAAGUUCGAUCAUAUACCACAUGCACGAGAUUUUUUUGACUAUUUUACGGAAACUUGGGUGGAUGAAGGCUGUUUAUUUCCCAGAACCUUAUGGAAUUACUAUAAUUUUGAUGGUCCAAGGACUACAAAUGGACUGGAGGGGUGGCAUCAUCGAUUAAAUUCCAAUAUUGGUACCACCAAUCCAAAUUUAUAUGUUGUUAUUGAAGAAUUAAAGAAAGAUUAUGCCUUUAACAUGGCUACUCUGAAACAACUUGAGAACAACACAAACAAACCACCACGAAAAAAACAAUUUAUUUUUCGGAAUCAACGUAUUAUGGACUUAAUGACUCGUUAUGGAAAAGGUGCUUUAUCAUUAGAAGAGUAUUUCGUCAAGAUGUGUAAUACAAUUAGUACAAAAUAA
This is a messenger RNA of Rotaria sordida, 1395 nucleotides long. The record is from the annotation of a GenBank genome assembly. Lineage: Eukaryota; Metazoa; Rotifera; Eurotatoria; Philodinida; Philodinidae.